Lasiodiplodia theobromae is the source of this 759-nucleotide messenger RNA. Its product is annotated as Short-chain dehydrogenase/reductase SDR. NCBI's taxonomy places the organism in Eukaryota, Fungi, Ascomycota, Dothideomycetes, Botryosphaeriales, Botryosphaeriaceae. The transcript has 4 exons. The record is from RefSeq and is a predicted model, not a curated record. The coding region runs from base 1 to 759 and encodes 252 amino acids.
AUGGCUUCUUACCUCAUCACCGGCUCUUCCCGCGGCAUCGGCUUUGCUGUUGCAAGCUUCCUUGCGGCUAAGCCCGCUACUGAGAUCAGCAAAGUAUUUGCUUCUGCUCGAAGCGAAUCAGACGGUCUCAAGGAGCUGGUUGCCAAAUCUGAUGGCCGUGUUGAGUACGUGCAGCUCGACGUCACCUCUCAAGAGAGUGCAAAGAAAGCCGCUAGCCAGGUUGAGCAAUCGCUCAAUGGGAAGGGGCUUGAUGUUCUCAUCAACAAUGCUGGCGCUAUGGUCUUUACUCCCGGAGGAAUUCAGACUAUGUCCGAUUUGGAUGACACAUUCAAAAUCAACGUCACCGGUGUACACAACGUGACGUCCGCCUUCAUCCCGCUACUUGAAAAGGGAAAUCUCAAGAAGGUUGUCAAUAUCUCGACCACGCUUGGCUCCAUGGCCAUGGCAAAAAACUACGCUCAAAUGCCCGUCCCCUCGUACAAAAUCACCAAAGCCGCCCUGAACAUGCUGACGGUCCAAUACGCAUUGGAUUUCGCCGAGAAGGGCUUUACCUUCAUUGCCGUCUCUCCUGGUUGGAUCAAUACGGACAUGGGUGGCUCUGGCGCCGACCUCACCAUCGAGCAGGGCACCAAGGCAGUCACGGACGUUAUCUUCCGUGUCGGAAAGGAGGACAGUGGCAAGUUCUUCAACGUCAGCGUCCCCGGCUGGGAGAAUGCAACAGGCCUCAACAGGUACGACGGCGGUAAUCCGCCGUGGUAA